Molecule: messenger RNA, 2508 nt
Organism: Magnolia sinica
Lineage: Eukaryota; Viridiplantae; Streptophyta; Magnoliopsida; Magnoliales; Magnoliaceae
Product: lysophospholipid acyltransferase LPEAT1
Exons: 7
Coding region: 177-1133 (318 amino acids)
Biological process (GO): phospholipid metabolic process
Cellular component (GO): endoplasmic reticulum
Molecular function (GO): lysophosphatidylethanolamine acyltransferase activity
Source: RefSeq, a predicted model, not a curated record
CACUGGUUUAUGUUGGCUUGCGUACUUCAGCACUCACGCGCCCUAUAAUCCGCAUCCCUUCACGAGACGACACUCUCUCCAUCGCAGAUCUCUCUCUGUCUGUCUCUCUCCAACGAUCAUGGCCCUUCCUCCGUAGAAUCUUAGGGUUAGGGUUCGAGAAUCGUCUCUCUCCCGAGAUGGAGUCCGAGCUCAAAAGCCUCACCUCCAAUUCCACCCUACAACUCGACUCCGUCGGCCGCGAUGGAUCGAACAAGGACCAACGCCCCCUCCUCAAAUCCGACUCGUCCGUAUCGGCCACCUCCGUCACCGUAUCGUCCGAAACGCUACAAGACCUCGAGAAGAAAUUCCCCGCCUACGUCCGCCGCGACGCAUAUGGUACGAUGGGGAGGGGCGAGCUCCCGCUGUCCGAGAAGCUCCUCCUCGCCCUCGCCCUCGUAACGCUCGUCCCGAUCCGGUUCGUAGCCGGUUUUCUCAUUCUGGUCUUGUAUUAUCUGAUAUGCCGCUUUUGCACCCUCUUCUCCGCUCCGAACAGGGAGGAGGACGAUCAGGAGGACUACGCGCACAUGGUGGGGUGGCGCCGGGCCACGAUCGUGCGGUCGGGGAGGUUCCUCUCCAGGGCAAUGCUCUUUGUGAUGGGGUUUUAUUGGAUUGACGAGACAUAUCGGAUCCCACGUUCCAACGAUAAGGAUGCUGAUGAGAAUGAGUGUAAAGGGCUGUCUGAAGAAUCUGAAAGGCCUGGGGCAAUCAUAUCCAACCAUGUAUCAUAUUUGGAUAUUCUUUAUCAUAUGUCUUCUUCCUUUCCCAGCUUUGUUGCAAAGAGAUCAGUGGGUAAACUUCCCCUAGUUGGCCUUAUCAGUAAGUGUCUCGGUUGUGUCUAUGUGCAGCGAGAGUCAAAAUCAUCAGACUUUAAGGGUGUUUCAGGUGUUGUAACGGAAAGAGUUCGAACAGCCCAUCAAAAUAAGCUUGCUCCAUUGAUGAUGCUUUUUCCAGAGGGUACAACCACAAAUGGAGAUUACCUUCUUCCAUUUAAGACAGGUGCUUUUCUAUCCAAAGCACCAGUGCUUCCAGUGAUUCUAAGAUAUCCUUACAAGAGAUUUAGUCCGGCAUGGGACUCUAUAUCUGGGAGAGUUUAAGGAGUGUAUACCAGCCUGGCACAUCGGUACUAGAUAUGAUCCAUUCAUCAGAAAAGUACGACUAUUAGAUGCUCUCCCAUUAAGAAUUGGGCUGGUUUGAUUUUCAGGUAAGCCCUGCUCACAAAAUAAAUUUAUGGCUGAGGUUUUCUAAACCUUUGAGCGAUUUUGGACAUUGUGGCCCAUUGGCUUAAUGGACUAAAUUUGUUUUUCGGGAGAAAACAUCUGCCUGGUCAGAACUACAUUAUGCAUAUUAUAAAGGAAUGUAUAUUUCUCAUUAUCUUGUUUUUCUUUUUAAUUAGUAAAGUUUAGUCAGGGAUUGAAAUCUCGCUGACACUGCACUACCUCUACCAACUCUACUGAUGAGGUGGAGGAUUUGAUUUUUUUUUUUUAAUUUUUCCUUAUUUCUUUUGGCAACGCUUAUGAGUGAUAUGCACGCACAAAGAAAUUCUCCUUGUAUCAUAGAAGUAACUCUUAUCGAACAAUAGAAAUUGCGAGAAAGAACUCAAGAUUGUUGAAAAAUCAGAAAUUACACUGAUCUGAUACCUGACUGUUACUGGAUAUUUGAUGGACAACUAAAAUGGAAAAUACCAUAGAUCAUAAUGGAAAAAGCAAGCAUCCACACAUCAAAGGUUAUUAUUGUUCAAAAUAAUCUGAUUCCAGGAUCAAGAGCUCGAUCCAAACUGAUUCUAGGGAUGUUUGUGUGUGGGCCCACCAUGUUGUUCACAUGCCAUCCAAGCUGUUCAUUAUGUGCACUUCAUGUGGACAAAGGGAUAACCAAAAAAUUGGGCCAUUUCAAAACUCAUGCAUGCUGCGCCACAUGACUUAAAAGUUUACUUAUAUUUGUGAUUUUACAUCGAUCCUGAUGGUGUGGCCCAACUGAGUUUUGAAUCUGGCUGAAUUUUUGGGGCGUUGUGUUUAGCACAUUUGAUGCAUUGGUUUGGAUGCCUUGGAUGUUUGAACACAUCAGGUGGACAACUCACAGAAUUGGCUGGACAUUUGGGCCCAUCUUUUCUAUUGGGCGCAACAAAAGGGCUUGGCCUGUUGAGACAGACUACACAAACAAAGGUGGGCCACAUGUAUGGAUCAGUAGCGUCCCUAGGGCUGUCAAUGGGCUGGGCUCAGGCCAUGCAAAUAAAAGUUUUGAACAGGCCUGGCCUAUCAGGCCCAACCUGAAUAGUUCAAAAUGCCCAAAGCUAACCCCAGGCCCGGCUCGUUGGCAGCCCCAAUCCCCCAUUUCUCUUGGCAAAAAAAGAAGGGGAGAAGAGGAAGCAUCACGACUGUCUUUGGGAGAAGAUACAUACCUGAGAGAGACUCUCUGCUGUAGCUGCUGUGGUGGCUGCUUGCUGCCCUCUCUGCUGCAGGUGCUGUAAAUGAG